CUUUGUUGAACAAUCUUUCCGGGAGUAGUAUACCUCAAAAGUCUUGGCAACUGUACCAACUUGUUACAUUUAGAUCUUUCAUAUAACAAUCUCAGUGGCUCAAUACCUCCCGAAAUCAUUAAGCUUUCCUCCAUUUCCAUUGCACUUGACCUAUCUAGCAACGUCUUGACGGGUACUAUUCCAUCAGAAAUUGGGGCUUUGAGAAACCUUGGGUACAUAAACUUGUCCAAAAACAGAUUAUCUGGAACCAUUCCAACUUCUUUAGGCAGUUGUGUGUUACUCGGCGGGAUUUUCAUGGAGAGAUUCUCUUCAAGGUGAGAUACCUGAUAGUCCGACGGCUUUGAGAGGUUUAGAAUAUUUGGAUCUUUCACAUCCGUGAUGAUUCCAAACUUUUUGGCAGAGUUUCGCCUCUUGUAUCUCAACCAUUCUUUCAAUGAGAUGCAAGGUGAAGUGUCUUCUAUUGGAGUUUUCCAAAAUGAAAGUACAAUCUCACUUGAAGGAAACCAAGGCUUGUGUGGAGGCAUUGAAACCCUACACCUUCCUUCUUGUCCAUCCUCUCAAAAGCCCAACAAGAAAGGUGUAGGGAAAAUCUUGAUCCCAACCAUUGUCGGGGCCAUAUGCCUAGCGCUUGCAGUCUGCUUAUGUGUGAUCAUUAUCUACAAGCGACGAACAUUGCAAAAUGUUGGAACUCCAAUAUUCCAACUUCCAGACAUUUUGAGGCUAUCAUAUGGAGAUCUCUUGAAUGCCACCAAUGGAUUCUCAGAGAUGAAUCUAGUUGGUGCAGGUAGAUUUGGAUCUGUGUAUAAAGCAACUAUCAAUGAUGAUGAUGAUGAGCAGACAGAUGUGGCAGUGAAGGUUCUUAAUCUUAACGUAAGAGGAGCUUGUAAGAGUUUGGCAUCAGAAUGCAAUGCAUUGAGAGGCAUACGACACAGAAACUUGCUCAAGAUUGUCAGUGUGUGUGACGGCACUGAUUUUCAAGGGAAUGAUUUCAAGGCAUUGGUGUAUGAAUUUGUGGCCAACGGAAGCCUUGAGAACUGGCUGCAUUCUGCGAAAGAAGGCAUGGAAGCUCUGCCUCUAAGUGCUAUUCAAAGACUCAAUAUUGCUAUUGAUAUUGCAUCUGCAGUUGAGUACUUGCAUUGCGGUAUUGAAUCCAUAGUUAUUCAUGGAGAUUUGAAGCCGAGUAACAUUCUCUUGGAUCAAGGUAUGGUCGCCAAAGUUGGUGAUUUUGGUUUAGCCAAAAUUGUUUCAAAGUGCUUGCCAUCCACGGAUGGAAGCAAUUCAUCUGCAAUAAAGGAGUAUGGCAUGAGCUACGUUUCUUCAACUCAAGGGGAUGUAUACAGUUACACAGUUCUUGUGCUUGAGAUGUUCACAAAUAGGAGACCAACAAGUGAUGCGUUUGAUGGGUGCCUAAAUCUCCAAGACUUCGUUAGCACAGGUUUAACCAACCGUGUAAUGGAAGUAGUGGAUCCAUUUCUGCAUCAAGAACUUAAUGUGGAUGAAAAGUAUUGGGAUUGCGUUGUUUCAAUUCUGAGUAUUGGAGUGAGAUGCUCGAAGCAGCUUCCAAGAGAUCGCAUGUCGAUUGCAGAGGUUGUUAAUGACUUGAAAAAGAUAAGAAAUGUGCUUCCUGCACACAGAAAUGACAGAAAUGUUUCUCCACAUCAGCACUGA
Molecule: messenger RNA, 1668 nt
Organism: Salvia splendens (bonfire salvia)
Lineage: Eukaryota; Viridiplantae; Streptophyta; Magnoliopsida; Lamiales; Lamiaceae
Product: probable LRR receptor-like serine/threonine-protein kinase At3g47570
Exons: 2
Coding region: 379-1668 (429 amino acids)
Biological process (GO): protein phosphorylation
Molecular function (GO): ATP binding; protein kinase activity
Source: RefSeq, a predicted model, not a curated record